Messenger RNA from Cajanus cajan (pigeon pea), 843 nucleotides. The record is from RefSeq and is a predicted model, not a curated record. NCBI's taxonomy places the organism in Eukaryota, Viridiplantae, Streptophyta, Magnoliopsida, Fabales, Fabaceae.
UCCUGCUGUCACUAAUGGGACACCUCAGCUUUUUCCAAAUGACAGUGAUAUUAUUUGUCCUUAUAAUCAUUUCACUAAAUUUGGUCACGGCGCAGAUUAGCACGCCCUGCACAACCUCUAUGAUUAACACCAUCACACCUUGUGCCAACUUCAUCACAGGAAGCACCAACAAUGGUUUAACACCAUCAGCUUCGUGCUGUGAUUCGUUUCUGUCUUUGAUAACCACUAGUGUGGACUGUGCUUGCCUUCUAAUAUCAGCCAAUGUUCCACUUCAGUUACCCAUUAACACAGCUCUUGCACUCUUCCUUCCACAAGCAUGCAACGUGAAUGAAAUGCCUGCACUUUGUAAAGCCUCUGGUUCUCCUUUGCCAGCUCCAGGCCCAGCUGUACUUGGACCAAAUGGCCAAACUCUUCCACCCAUUGCGGUUUCUCCUUUAAGCCCACAAGCUUCGAAAACCAUCGCCGAAGUUGAAGCUCCCAAGUCCGAGAUUCUGCCACCAGCAUCAGUAGAAUCAAGAACAAUGAAGCAGAAACGCCCACGAAAACUCCAGGAAUAAUUAAUUUGAAGUUGGGAAUCAUGGUAAUGCGCAAUUGGCACCUAAUGAAUAGUUAAUCUUGGUCCCUGCUCGACGAAUAGCUCAAUUGUGUACCUCUAUUCAACUGCUGCCUAGUCAACAUAAAAUCUUACACAUAAUUGUUACUAUUUCUAACAUUAUCAGUUUCCCGAAUAAAUGAUCUACGUUGUCGUUGACAUACAUAUAUAUUAUUGUUAUGCUUCGGUUGUAAUUUGCGAUUAUUUAUUCAAGAAGUAAUAGAAGUUGCGUUAAAUAGAGAGAGAAAAAA